This is a messenger RNA of Rhopilema esculentum, 3872 nucleotides long. RefSeq names its product U4/U6.U5 tri-snRNP-associated protein 1. The record is from RefSeq and is a predicted model, not a curated record. Gene Ontology annotation, cellular component: U4/U6 x U5 tri-snRNP complex. Lineage: Eukaryota; Metazoa; Cnidaria; Scyphozoa; Rhizostomeae; Rhizostomatidae. Gene Ontology annotation, biological process: maturation of 5S rRNA; mRNA cis splicing, via spliceosome.
GUCUCAUUCCCAAAGAGAGACUGAUUUCUAAAGUGGGCCUAGGCCUAAGUAUCUUGUACUGAAAAUUGAACUGAGUGGGUUUCUUCUGGGAGCAAAUUUCUCAAGAUGGGAAGCUCUAAAAAGCACAAGGAGAAGCAUCGAAAGAGGCGGAGGGAUCGCUCAAGGUCAGAAAGUAGAGAAAGUGACGAUAAACAUGACCGUGGAAGGGAUCGAAGUCGAAGCCCAAGUCGAAGGGAGGAAAACAUAGAUGAAGAUUACAGGAGUGAUGGUUAUUACAAAAAGAAGGUGUCAAGAAAAAGCGAAGAUUUCAGAGAUAUGGAUGAUAGACAAAGAGACAGAGAUUAUCAAGAAGAAGUUGAAAGGCAGCGACUAUCAAAUCAAGAGAAGAAGCGUAGAAAAGAUUAUGAAUAUGAGUCAUCGAAUAAUCUGAGAAGUGAAAUUGGAAAGGAAGAAGAUGGGGGAGAAGUAACAAAGCAGAAGAGUUCUGGAGAUGUAUCUCUGAGCAUAGAAGAAACAAACAAACUAAGAGUGAAGCUUGGUUUAAAACCUCUGCAGAUGGAAGGGGAAAAGAAUGAUAAAGAGGAUGCAUCAUAUGACGAACGACCUGAUGUUCAUUUGCCACCACAAAAUAUUUCAACAGUAAAAAAAGCAGACAGUUUGAAGGAAAAAAUGGAAGAGAUAAGAGAAAAAAGGAGAAUUCACAAGAAAUUACAGCGUGUAAAGAAGUUAGGUGAAGAAGAAGACCCUGCUGAAGAAAGUGCCUCUGCAUGGGUUAAGAAAAUGCGAAAGCAGGAGGAUGAAAAACGAAUGGCAGCAAAAAGGGCUAAACUGUUAGAAGAAAUGGAUGACGAGUUUGGUGUUAGUGGUGUUAUUAACGAAGCUAUGGGAGAAGUCCCAAAAAGAGCCAUUAAGAAAGAGCCAAAAUAUUCUGCAAGAGACUUGGCUGGUCUGAAGAUUCAGCACGCUGGUGGUGAAAUUUCUGAUGGAUCAUCUGUCAUAGUUACUUUGAAAGAUAAAGGUGUUCUUGAAGACAAUGAAGAUGUGCUAGAGAAUGUAAAUCUUGUCGAACAAAGGGCCGCAAUAAGAAAUAUCGAAAAUAGAAAGAAGAGACCUGGAUAUGUGGCAUAUGAAGAAGUUGAUGAAGAAACAGGAGUUUUCAAAGUCAAAGGAAUUCUUGACAAGUACAAUGAAGAGAUUGACGGAAAAGAAGAAAAAUUCAUUCGUAUCGAUGCAUCUGGUCAGGGAGACCUGGAAGACGAGUAUGAAAUAGAUAGAAUUCGAAAAAAUCUGAAGGCUCAACAAAUGACUCUAGCCGUUGAUGCACCACAGCUUGCGACUGAUUAUUACACUCAGGAAGAAAUGGUUCAGUUCAAGAAGCCGAAAAAGAAAAGGAAAGUUCGUAAAAGAGAGAUUGUUAAGGCGGAUGAUUUGUUACCAUUGCCCGACGAGCCCAGACCUGAUCCCGCCUCAAGGAAAAGACCUAAAAGCAUAUUAAAGAAUUCUGCUAAUUGUGACAUCCCAAUGGAUAUUGAAGAAGAUCAACUCGAAGAAUCAUCAGAAUUAGAGGAGGAAAGAGAAUUUUUACGAAGAAUGCAAGCAUUAGAAAACGCGCCAGUUGAAGAAGAUGAAGCCGAAUUAGAACUGCAAAUGGCUCUUGCGAGAUCACGCAAAGCCAAAGUCAAGAAAGAGCCUGACGAAAUUCUAGUACUGGAAAAGUUGGCCGAAAAAAUACAAGCUUCCAACGAAGAAGAAUCACAGAAGCGAGAUAAGAGAAAAUCCAAAUCUGAUGCCAUUGUUCUGGAUUCAACGUCAGAAUUUUGCAGGACUUUAGGAGAGCUUCCUAGUAUUGGACAUUCACAUGACAUCAAGGAUGAAGAAGAGGAAGAGGAUCAGGAAAUGGAAAUCACUGGAGGAUGGGAGCAAGUUGUUGUUACAGAUAAGAAAGAGAAACCAAGUGAACAGAAACAUGAAGCAGUUUUGGAAGAGGAACCUGAUUUAAAGGUUGGGGUAGGAGCAGCCUUAAAAGUGGCUCUAAUGAAAGGGUUAAUUGAUGCGCAAAAGAAAAAAGUCCUCAACACUGGACCUACCAAUUUACCAAAAACCAAAGCUGUUGUUGACGAGGAAAAAAUGAGAGAGGAAGAGAGAGACAGGGGACGCAGGGCUUACGACAGAGAAAGAUACGACCCUUAUUCAUUCAAAGAAAAGGACUCUUAUAAACCAGAAGUCAAGCUUGAAUAUGUUGAUGAGCAUGGUCGACCUAUGAAUGAAAAAGAGGCAUUUAGAUUUUUAUCACAUAAAUUUCAUGGCAAGGGGUCAGGUAAAAUGAAAAGUGAAAAAAGGGCGAAGAAGGUUGCGGAAGAAAUGAAAAUGAAGAAAAUGAGUGCCAUCGAUACCCCGUUGAAUACAGCACAGAUGAUGAUAGACCGACAACAGCUGAGCCAAACGCCUUACGUCGUCCUGAGUGGUGGGGGCAAGAACCUGCUAACAACAAACAUUAUCUCCAAGAAGUAGCCUAAAGGUGAGCAAAGAUCGAAGAUUGUGCAUUGGUGUCAGAUUGAAAAGAGACAAAAAGAAAGUCACAAUCAUAAAAGCUGUAUCCGAUUAUUUCAAAUGUGAAAUGAACGCUACAAGGUCUACCAAACACUUUAAUGUAAAUAUAAUAAUAAGUUUUGAAAAAGGGACUGUUUGACAUGAAGACAUCAUAAUCGUUUGUGUCAGCUUCCAGUAACCAAUGGAUAUUUGAAAAAAGUUAAGAAAAAUAUUAACGAAAGCUGUUUAGUGGGUAUGGAUAAGCAAGAGGUCUCUAAUGUUUUGGGAAUUUUAGCUGCUUGACAAUGCAAAUACUGACUAAUACAAACUCACUACCCUGCUAAUCUUGGAAAGAACUCUCUCAUAGCAAAAUCAACCUGCUCGUUAUCCAGUGUUUAGAAGUAUGUAAACCCCUGUGCCAGUUGUUUCUUCGCCUUCUUGGUAAAUUAUUGAGCAUUUAGAUGUAUUGAACUAGGCAAUUGUUUUAAGGAAACUACAUGCAUUUUAUGCUGGUGAUUACAAAAAAUGAUCGAAUCUAAAUUUUAUAGAGUUGUUUUCAUUAGAUGACCCAUAUGUAGAUACAGAGCUAUUGGUUGAAACCUGGGCCUACAAUCUUGUAUGCGCAGUUUUUUGGAGUCGAGUUGUGAGAUCGUUGGAAUGUAACAGCUUUAUCUAAACUUGUUAGCCCAGUCGUAUAAAACCAUACACGCGGCAUCAUAUUUCAUAACUGUGCUAUGUGUAUACGAACAGAUGUCUGUGAUAUGACUGGGAGGGAUAUUUAUCGUAAUGACGUAUGUGACGAAGUGGUAUAUGUGUUUAAAUUCCACGACAAUGCCCCUUAAUAGAUCAUCACUGUUUUUGCUUGCCACAUUCUUGCUCAGUUUUCCUUUCAAAACAGAUCCCCUAUAGGUAUUCAAAACCUGAAAGCUUGAGGCAUAUUUCUUAAUUAUUUGUCUGGUCGUUGUUCAGGGCAAAUUCUCCCCGUGAUUAAUAAGUAAAUAAAAAACUAAUAGUAUUAAUAAUUUUUAACUAUCUAUGGCCGAUUUCGGGGCUGCAGAAUCUAUUCCAAACAAUUUUUCUAAUAACGGCGCACGUAAGAAGAAUGUAGAACGCAAACAAAAUAUAGGAAAUGCCAUAAUGAAUUUUUUAGGAAGAUCCUAUUUGAUUUAUUUUUAGAUUUCUUUAGCAUUCGGAUCUUAUUUACCUUUCGCAUCUUCUGCGGUUUCGCUCUUUUUCUUUUCUAAGACGUUUAUGUUUUUGAUUACAGUUUAAAAGGAAACAAGAUUUUCUCUCUUGUUUUCGAUUUAAUGUUCAUUCAAACCAAAAAGAGGAUUUUAUAUUUA